Molecule: messenger RNA, 8897 nt
Organism: Sceloporus undulatus (fence lizard)
Lineage: Eukaryota; Metazoa; Chordata; Lepidosauria; Squamata; Phrynosomatidae
Gene: ATP11A
Product: ATPase phospholipid transporting 11A
Exons: 30
Coding region: 1-3633 (1210 amino acids)
Biological process (GO): phospholipid translocation
Cellular component (GO): trans-Golgi network; endoplasmic reticulum; plasma membrane
Molecular function (GO): ATP hydrolysis activity; ATPase-coupled intramembrane lipid carrier activity; magnesium ion binding
Source: RefSeq, a predicted model, not a curated record
AUGUCAAAAUGCACAAGCACAUUUAACAUUACUGACCUUGUAAUGGUCACUAAUGGGGCUGUGUGUGCAGGAGAAGAGAAUUGGGUGGACAAUCGGACUAUUUACGUUGGCCAUCGUGAGCCUCCCCCAGGCACUGAGGCAUACAUUCCUCAGAGGUAUCCAGAUAACAGAAUAGUUUCCUCAAAGUACACUUUUUGGAACUUUGUGCCGAAGAAUUUAUUUGAGCAGUUUCGAAGGAUAGCAAACUUUUAUUUCCUCAUCAUUUUUCUUGUACAGUUAAUCAUUGACACACCAACUAGUCCAGUGACAAGUGGGCUUCCACUUUUCUUUGUCAUCACUGUAACAUCUAUAAAACAGGGCUAUGAAGAUUGGCUUCGUCAUAAAGCUGACAAGGCAAUGAACCAGUGUCCUGUUCACUUCAUUCGACAUGGCAAACUGGUUAGGAAGCAGAGUCGCAAAUUAAGAGUUGGAGAUAUUGUGAUGGUAAAAGAAGAUGAAACAUUCCCCUGUGACUUAAUACUGUUGUCAAGUAGUCGGGCAGACGGAACAUGUUUUGUUACAACAGCAAGUUUGGACGGCGAGUCUAGCCACAAGACAUAUUAUGCUGUCCAAGACACGAAGGCCUUUCAAAGUGAACAGGAUAUUGACACCUUACAUGCAACCAUUGAAUGUGAACAACCUCAGCCUGAUCUUUAUAAAUUUGUUGGCCGGAUAAAUGUUUACCAUGACAGAAAUGAGCCUGUUGCAAGGCCAUUGGGAUCUGAAAAUGUGCUUCUUAGAGGAGCUACAUUGAAGAACACAGAGAAAAUCUUUGGUGUUGCUAUAUACACUGGCAUGGAAACAAAAAUGGCAUUGAAUUAUCAGUCAAAAUCUCAGAAACGAUCUGCUGUAGAAAAAUCAAUGAAUGUAUUUCUUAUUGUUUACCUCUGUAUACUGAUAAGUAAAUCACUAAUAAAUACUGUCCUGAAGUAUGUUUGGCAAAGUGAGCAAUCCCGUGAUCAGCCUUGGUAUAAUCAGAAAACAGAACUGGAAAGGAAAAGAAAUGUGUUUAUUACAGCAUUUACCGAUUUUCUUGCCUUCAUGGUUCUUUUCAACUACAUCAUUCCUGUAUCCAUGUAUGUCACAGUAGAAAUGCAGAAGUUUCUUGGUUCUUAUUUUCUCACUUGGGAUGAAGAAAUGUUUGAUGAAGAAACAGGUGAAGGACCACUAGUGAACACCUCUGAUCUCAAUGAGGAGUUAGGCCAGGUUGAAUAUGUCUUCACAGAUAAAACAGGGACAUUAACCGAGAACAAUAUGGAAUUCAUAGAAUGCUGCAUUGAGGGGCAUGUUUAUGUGCCUCAUGUCAUCUGUAAUGGGCAAAUCCUCCAUGAUUGUGCUGGUAUCGAUAUGAUUGAUUCAUCCCCAGGAGGAAGUGGCAAAGACAGAGAAGAACUCUUUUUCCGGGCUCUGUGCCUUUGUCACACUGUCCAGGUGAAGGAAGAUGACAAUGUUGAUGGGUUAAAGAAGGCCCACCUGUCAGGGAGGUCCUCUGUGUAUAUUUCAUCAUCCCCUGAUGAAGUUGCUUUAGUUGAAGGGAUUCAGAGACUUGGUUACACAUAUUUAAGGCUGAAAGACAAUUUUAUGGAAAUUUUAAAUCGAGAAAAUGAUAUUGAAAGGUUUGAACUAUUGGAGAUCCUCAGUUUUGAUUCAGUAAGGAGACGGAUGAGUGUGAUUGUUAAAUCUGUAAAAGGGGAAAUAUUUCUGUUUUGCAAAGGAGCAGAUUCUUCUAUAUUUCCUCGAGUUACAGAAGGCAAAAUAGAACAGAUUAGAGCAAGAGUUCAGCGCAAUGCAGUGGAGGGUCUGCGAACAUUAUGUGUUGCAUAUAAAAAGUUCACCUACGAAGAGUAUGAAAAUGUAGAGAAGCAGCUUCAGGAAGCAAAGCUGGCUCUGCAGGAUCGGGAAAAGAAGCUGGCAGAGGCAUAUGAACUUAUAGAAAGGGGGCUUAUUCUGCUUGGUGCUACAGCUGUUGAAGACCGUCUACAGGAAAAAGCUGCAGAUACCAUUGAAGCCUUGCAAAAAGCUGGCAUUAAGGUGUGGGUUCUGACGGGAGACAAAAUGGAAACUGCUGCCGCGGCUUGCUAUGCCUGUAAACUCUUCAGAAGAAAUACUCAAAUACUUGAGUUAACUACAAAGAAAAUAGAAGAGCAGAGUUUGCAUGAUGUGCUGUUUGAACUAAGCAAAACUGUCCUAAGGCACAAUGGCAGCUUAACAAGGGACAACUUCUCAGGGCUUUCAGCUGAAAUGCAAGAUUAUGGUUUAAUUAUUGAUGGAGCAGCAUUAUCAUUAAUAAUGAAACCCCGGGAAGAUGGGAGGUCUGGUAACUACAGAGAGCUCUUCCUUGAAAUUUGUAGGAACUGCAGUGCAGUUUUAUGCUGCCGCAUGGCUCCUUUACAAAAAGCACAGAUUGUAAAAUUAAUUAAAUGGUCAAAGGAGCACCCCAUCACAUUAGCAAUUGGUGAUGGAGCAAAUGAUGUCAGCAUGAUCCUAGAAGCACAUGUUGGCAUUGGUAUUAUUGGAAAAGAAGGUCGUCAAGCAGCAAGAAACAGUGACUAUGCAAUACCCAAAUUUAAACAUUUGAAAAAAAUGCUGCUUGUUCAUGGACAUUUUUAUUAUGUCCGGAUAUCUGAACUUGUGCAAUACUUCUUUUAUAAGAAUGUGUGCUUCAUUUUCCCUCAGUUUUUAUACCAGUUCUUCUGUGGGUUUUCACAGCAGCCUUUAUAUGAUACUGCGUAUCUUACUCUGUACAAUAUCAGCUUUACUUCCCUACCUAUUCUGUUGUAUAGUCUAAUGGAACAACAUGUCAGUGCAGAUACCCUCAAGAGAGACCCUUCACUGUACAGGGAUGUUGCCAAGAAUGCCCAUCUACGCUGGCGUCUAUUCAUAUACUGGACAUUCUUGGGAUUAUUUGAUGCUGUGGUCUUUUUCUUUGGUGCCUAUUUCUUGUUCGACAACUCAACUGUGACCAGCAAUGGACAGCUAAUGACAGCCAGCACUCACAUGAUGUUUGGAAACUGGACUUUUGGGACACUAGUGUUUACUGUUCUAGUAUUCACUGUUACCCUAAAGCUUGCACUAGAUACACACUACUGGACUUGGAUCAACCACUUUGUGAUCUGGGGGUCAUUACUUUUCUACAUUGUCUUUUCUCUUCUCUGGGGAGGAAUCAUCUGGCCUUUUCUCAAUUACCAGAGGAUGUACUAUGUGUUCCUACAAAUGCUAUCUAGUGGUCCUGCAUGGCUGGGUAUUAUUAUGCUCAUAAUUGUGAGCCUUCUUCCAGAUGUACUGAAGAAAGUCUUAUGCAGGCAACUGUGGCCUACAGCAACAGAAAGAACCCAGACUACAUCAAGCUGUGGUCGGGACCAUAUAUCAGAAUUUACACCUCUUGCCCCUUUGAAGAGACCAAGAUACAGGAGCAAUGACUGCAAGAAUUCCCCCCCAAGAAGGUCUAGUUCUCAUUCUAAAAAAACAAUGUUUACACAUUGGCGAAACUAUGAUUAUUCAAUGCUCCCAUCUAUCUUUGGCUAUUCCAAUAAGCGUUUUGAUUCUGGUGUGGGGUACUACCACAGGGGUUCAGGUUUGGAAACAUGUCUGUGACAGAUCACCAAUUCAAGCCUUUAAGAACUACAGUUCCUAACCCCUCAAACAAAAAUCUGCAAAUGAGUAUUUAACAAUCCUGACUGGAAUUUUCAAUAAGCUUUUACUAUCCGGUAAUAUCGUGAGAAACUGGAUCAAGAGCGCUGAGUAUAAACCUUUCCAGGAGUAUUGGCCUUUCUUCUUAUGUUUUAAACUGUUGAAACAAUGAAUUAUCUACACAGUCUGGCACUGUGAGAAUGGACGGCACUAUAUGAUUUCAUUCCAUUCUUUCAAAACCUUUGUAUGUUUAUUGCUUUUAUCAUUUCUCUUUAUUACUUGAACAGUCCUCCUUCAGUCAAUGAUCCACUUCUGAGAUCAGCAGUUAAAAAUUGUCAGUUAUGAACAAUGAUCUUAGAUCCCUUGUGAAAGUCACUGAAAGCUUAUUCACAGGUGCUGUUUCUGACUUGUCUUUGUCCUUUCUUUGCUCUUUCUGUAGAACAAACUGGUGUUUCCUCUGUGCAAAUCUUCUUUCAAGAAACACUCUCUAAUGUCCAUUUUAUUGUAAGUCGCCAAGUAGGAUUGUGAUUUUAGGAUUGUUUUACCACUGUAGACCAAUACAUUUUCACCUAGACUCUCUACAAACCUCAAGAAGUCAAGCUGGCUAGCAAGUGGGUGAAAUGGCCACUACAGGCUCUGAAUUGAAAAUCAUGACAGAAUUCAAGAAUUUGGCUUUAGGAAAUUAUCAACAAUAAGCCACUAUUCUGCCAUUUUGUUAUCUAUAAAAUAAGUUAGGUACUGAGGCAUUAGGAAGUGUUUUCUGCUACAUAUUUUUCCUGUCAAAACAAUGAAUUUUUUUGACUAGGAACACAGAAAUCUGCCGUAGAUCAAGUCAAAUCAUUGGCCCAAUCUCCCAGUAAUAUUCAAAAAGGAGUUUUUCCAGCUCUGCCUGAAGAGGCAUGGGACUGAGAAUCUGUGACCUUCUGCAUGAAAAACAUGUGUUCUGUCACUGAGCCAUGGCCCCAUUUAGUUUUUGUUUUAUUUGAAUUUUAAAGAUAAAGUGAAAUCUAGGAGUUACAUUAUACAUAUGCAGGACUGUGGCCCUUAUCACAUGAAGGAUUACUGUCGGCAAAAGGUUCCUGAAAUGGGAAGGUGGGAUAGCCAGUCACACUUCUGAAUCAUCAUUGAGGCGUCCCACUUCUCUCCUGUUGUCAAAGUGUUCAUGGAACAGCUAUUUCUUGAAUAACAGGCACUUCGGUUAUUCAAGAAAUGGCUGCUUUGCGAACACUUUGACAAUGGGAGAGAAGCAGGAUGCCUCAAUGACUAUUUAGAAGCGCAACCAGCUAUCCCACUUUCGCUCUUCAGGAACGUUUUGCUGGCAUUUUAGGAAUGGUAAGUGCCUUUGUGUGAAAGAUUCCUAUGAUUCCACUUUAACUCCACGGCUGGUCACGUCUGUGUGGGGUAAGCAAAAGGCUAAGUUUGUAGUUUGUGAGGCAUUACAGGUCUCUGGCUGAAAUUACCCUAUGCUAAACUGCAGAUCCCAGUAUUAUAUAAGAUGUUGCCAUGGCAGUGAAAGUGGAAACAUAGCACUAUCAUAGAUCAGUUUGAAAGGGCCUUACAUGGCCUAUUCUCUUAUAAAGAUACAGCUUUGUGACAGUUUGCAUUAAUCAAUAACCACUUGAGGGUAGUUUUCCCUCUUCCUUGAAUGGGGACUUGGCGGACCCACAAAAAUUGUAAUCGUUUUCAAAAAUGACAGCCAGCUUGUACUUCAGCUUCAUUUGUGGCUAUAGUUUUGCUUUGUACUGUUUUUGAUAAUAGCUGACACAUAACCUUUUUGUUUCUUUUAUCCCAGUGUUUUAUUUAGGGCAUCAAAAUUGCUGAAAAUUGCUUUAUAUAGGAACUAAAGUUUCUGUGUGGAGAAAACCAUGUGUAGUUUUAUUUUCACCUUCCCUGGGCAAAGAUGGGGCAAAGGGAAACAAAACAUUUCAAAAGGCAAAUUGUUGAAAACUUGAUUAUACCAAAGAUUAUGGAGAAUAAGAAUCUGAUAUUGUUCCCAUAAAUUCCCCAUCAUCACCCACCAAUAACACACAUCAUCACAGCAUUUCUUGUCAUUUAAGAUAAAGCACUUUCCAAUAUCAGUCUUGUUCACAUGCUGAAGGUAAUACCUAAAGGUAAUAUUUAUUUGACAUUACAUACUUGAAUGACGGGUAGAAAUGUCCCCUACAUAAAACACUGGCAACAAAUAUAUAUAAAUAUAUAUAUUUUUAAGAAAUCAACUUGAUGUGGGUAUUGAUUUUAUAUAUGUAGUAGUGAUAAAUCUCCUGUUUGAGUGUAGUUAACAAAAUUAUUUUUAAUGUAUUUUUAGAAAUCUUAAAAUUGCCUUUGCACUGAAAUAUUUUUCAAUACUAUAGCUAUUUAUAUAUCUGUUUUAUGCAUACAUUUGUUAACACACCAUUUCUAUUUUUUUUAAAGUGUAUGUUUUAGACUUUUUUUUAUACUUAUGAGUUUUGGAUCUCCAGAAUUUAUCUUAUAGUGGACUUGUGACUGAAUGUUGAAAUUCACAUGAAUGUUAAAAUUAGAACUAGGUUUGUUCUUUCUGAAUAAUCCACAGCUAAUGAUUUUAAUUUUAUUUGCUUUCACUUCUAAAGACUGGCUUUUAAUGUUGCAACAAAUACUUCUUACAACAAGCUUCUGCUACUACUGUUCUUAUAUUUUUGUUCCAUAAAGCUUUGUACCAGUUGCUUGUUUUUGUGUUUCUCAUUUCCAUCUCUUAGCCUUAAAUAAGAAGAUUCUUGCUUGAUGGUUUGAAAAUGCUGCAUUCCUGUUUUGUUGACCAACAAAGGAGGUUUACUGUAACCUUCUUGCAUCUCCGCUGAUCCCUAAACUGAAUGAUAUUUUACAGGCAGAAACAUAUAACUGUAGCUAAGCGAUUUGGGUUUUUUAAACUUCUUUGAUUGCAUUCAGACUAAGACAUAUGUAGAACAAACACACUGAUUUCAUUGGCUCCCCACUGUCUAUAUAGACCCAAACCAUUAAUGGUAAACAAAUUAUAGUUUGUUCACUUCUGGCUAUGGCUGAACUCAUUCCCUAAAAAACGAUAAUUUGUUAGUCAGCUGCAAAUCACAGUUAGAAGCCUUGGUUUGUUAUAGGCCUCCAAAUUCUGAUGUGUUGAAAUCAUAGCUUGUCAUUGUGUUGAAACUCAGAACCAUGGCUUUUCCCAUGGUUACAUUUUCAGCUGCUCACUCUGGAAUAUGAGCUCGGAAAAUGAUUGGGAUUAAAAAAAAAAAACAGGUCAGCAAAUAGGACAAGCAAGCUGUGGUUUAUUUUAUUGUCUAUGGAACAAUUCAUGGCCCAAGCAACAAAUCAAGUAUAACAUAAACCAUGGCUUAGCUUGACAUGCAAAUACAUUCUAGAAGAAAAAUAGUUUUGAAUUUAAAGGGGUCAUUCGGUUUCCACGAAAUAACUGCUUAUUUAAAAAAAAUACCUCAUGUGUUAAAGGAAAAGCUAAUAUAUGUUUAGGUCAUCAAUUAUCUUAAUUUGAACAUCAAUCUUUCUUGCACUCUCCAUUUUAAUAUGGAAAUGUAGCGAAGUAGCACAGCAGAGAAAACCUUGGGCCAGUAGUGAGUACUCACCUAACCCAAGAAGUCCUCACCCAACCCUAACCCACACUGGGGAUACCCAAUGUGUAUCCAUUUGGAAUACACGUUGCACUCACCCUCCAAAUUGGGAACACGAAAAGGGAGGUGAAUUCCCAUCCCAUAUUCCUAUCUCCCACAUGGGCUAGUGAUAUACUGGGUAAUCCUUUGUCAGAGAUAACGGCAGGAAGCUUUGCUACAUUCCCCCUAAUGGAAGAAAGCAUGGAGAUGAGAUUCUCCUAUCAAAGGAACACUCCUGCAGCCAGUCCCAGAGUCUUGGAGGUCAUUUCAAACCAUAAGGUUGAGAGUUAAAUACGAGCCAGGGGCUCAAGCUCGACUCAGGUUUACAUCCUUCCGAGGUGGCUAAAAUAAAUACCCAGAUUGGUAGGGGCAAUUAGCUUACAUUUUGUGAACUGCUUAGGGAGAGCUUAAGUGCACUGAUAAGUGGUAUAGAAAUGUACUUGCUAUUGCUAUCCUCUUCUGGAAAAAAAUAAAAAACCAUCAGUGGGCCCAAACUGAAAACCGAGAUCAGCCGUUUAGUAAUGUGCCUAUAGUUCAGCUUGAUGACGGGUGUAGAGUAUUUGUUUUUCUACUCCCACAUUGGGGGAUUGCAUGAGAGAAUUCAAGAAUAGAGAUCCAUGGGCAUAAGCUAAAUUUCCAUACAGCUUUCUGGGUGGUGGAAUUUAAUCCGAAAAUGCAUACAUAGCUGUAAUAUUUAAUAGCAACAUUCUGUGUAAUUCAAAUGGCUUUGUCUGACUUGUUGAACCCUUUAACAAAAAAUGUUUCAAAUGCUUUAAUAAUGUGCUGGAACUUGUGGGCAGCAACCAAAUUUUCAUGAAGGCUAAACAUGUAUUUUCACUGAGGCUCACCCACUUGGGAAUUCUCCUAAAGUUCUUACCUGUUAUUUUGUUCAGUUACAUGUAUUUCUCUCAGUUCCAUCAACCUAUUUAUCCCACUUAUAAUGCAGAUAUCAAAGGAAGAAAACUGCACUAGUUUGUGACAUCUGUGGGAUCUUGUUGAAAAGCUUUAAUGGGAUUUUGUCAUAGUGUUAUGAAAGAAAUAUGUACAUGAUUGUAUGUUGCACAAUUGCACACAUCAGUUCAUACAGCUUUACCUUUGUCAAAAUUAUACAGAAUUUUAAAUGUGCAUUGUCUGAAAAAUUCUGUCAUGUGUGCGCUGUCAUUCUCAAUACUCUUUCAAUACUCUUUCUGUAAUGUAAAGUAGAAUUGGCAAAAAUGCUCUGGGGGACAUUGGGAAAUAGUAAUCAGUGCAUUAACCAUUAAAAAUAUCUGUAGUCAUCAGCAAUAAAUGCUGACAUGUAUUUUUAAAUGGUACAAUGAUAGGUGCACUUAUCUGACAAUAAUUCAGCCUUCAAAACUGCUAUUUAGACUAUUCUAUAACACUUUAUUAACUGGAUCAAUGCAGUCUCAAAUACUAGGGGCAUAUUAUAUAUAUGUAUGUAUAUGUGUGUGUAUAUAUAUAUAUAUACAUAUACAUACAUGUGCAUUAAUGUAAAGUUUAUUUUCAGUGUUGUUUUUAAACUUUCAUUUCUGUAGAUACAUGAAUUCUUUAUAUUCGUAUUUUGGAACAUUCUGCAGAUUGUACAAAGCGGUAGAUAUUUAAAUCUGCUUGCAAUAAAAUAAAAUUUACAUA